Messenger RNA from Manis javanica (Malayan pangolin), 1541 nucleotides. Lineage: Eukaryota; Metazoa; Chordata; Mammalia; Pholidota; Manidae. The record is from RefSeq and is a predicted model, not a curated record.
UGGUUAUAAAAGACUGUGGCCAACCUACUGGGCGGUGAGUGGAAUCUCUGGUGCCACACGAUGCUGCCCACGUGGACCAUCGGCCUUCUCCUGCUGGCCACAGUCAGAGGAAAGGAGAUCUGCUACAGGCCCCUUGGCUGCUUUUCUGAUGAAAAACCAUGGGCCGGGAUCCUUCAGCGUCCUUUGAAGUUAUUUCCCUGGGCCCCCAAAGACAUUGACACCCACUUUCUUCUGUACACAAACGAGAAUCCCAACAACUUCCAACUGAUCACUCCCACUGACCUAGCCACUGUCGAUGCUUCCAACUUCCAAAUGAACCGCAAGACGCGCUUCAUCAUCCACGGCUUCAUAGACAAGGGCGAGGAGAGCUGGCUGUCCGACAUGUGCAAGAAAAUGUUUCAAGUGGAGGAGGUGAACUGCAUCUGUGUGGAUUGGCAACAUGGGGCCCGGACAGAAUACACCCAAGCUGUCCAAAACAUUCGGGUCGUGGGAGCAGAGAUAGCUGUCUUAAUCCAAGGGCUGUUGACGGCGCUGGGCUACCGCCCCGAGGACGUGCACCUCAUCGGCCACAGCCUGGGCGCGCACGCAGCCGGCGAGGCGGGCAGGAGGCUGGGGGGCCGCGUGGGCAGGAUCACAGGACUGGAUCCGGCGGAGCCGUGCUUCCAGGGCACACCUGAGUUGGUUCGGCUGGACCCAUCUGAUGCCAUGUUUGUGGAUGUGAUUCACACAGACUCUGCUCCCAUAAUCCCCUUCCUAGGUUUUGGAAUGAGCCAAAAGGUGGGCCAUCUGGAUUUCUAUCCAAACGGAGGAAAGCAAAUGCCUGGAUGUCAGAAAAAUAUCCUUUCAACCAUCGUUGAUAUAAACGGACUUUGGGAAGGAACCCGGGACUUUGUGGCCUGCAAUCACCUGAGAAGCUACAAGUAUUACUCAAGCAGUAUCCUCAAUCCCGACGGCUUCCUGGGCUACCCGUGUGCCUCCUACCAGGAGUUUCAGGAGAGUAGCUGUUUCCCUUGUCCAGCUGAAGGAUGCCCCAAAAUGGGGCACUAUGCUGACCAAUUUCAGGGCAAUACUAGUGCGGUGGGACAAACCUUUUUCUUGGACACAGGAGACAGUGGUAACUUUACUCGUUGGAGAUACAGGGUAUCGGUCACACUGGCUGGAAAAAAGAAAGUGAGUGGGUACAUCAGGAUUGCUUUAUAUGGAAGUAACGGAAACUCAAAACAAUAUGAAAUUUUCAAAGGAUCCCUCCAACCACAUGCAAGUCAUGUGCUUGAUAUUGAUGUGGACCUCAAUGUUGGAAAAAUCCAGAAGGUUAAGUUCCUUUGGAACAACCAUGUGAUAAAUCUUCUCCGACCCAAACUGGGGGCUUCCCAAAUCACAGUACAAAGUGGUGAAGAUGGGAUUGAGUAUAAUUUUUGUAGCAGUGAUACUGUCCAAGAAGAUGUUUUACAAUCUCUUUACCCUUGUUAAAAAUGCAGUGCCCUCUUGUAUCUUUCUGCUAAUAAACUUUUUAAUACCCUCAGUUUGACAUGAAGUGUUAG